Molecule: messenger RNA, 3866 nt
Organism: Hyalella azteca
Lineage: Eukaryota; Metazoa; Arthropoda; Malacostraca; Amphipoda; Hyalellidae
Product: neural-cadherin-like
Exons: 17
Biological process (GO): homophilic cell-cell adhesion
Cellular component (GO): catenin complex; plasma membrane
Molecular function (GO): cadherin binding; calcium ion binding
Source: RefSeq, a predicted model, not a curated record
AUGCACAACAUAUUGGAACCUCUUGUUAAAGCUACUGAUGGAGACAAGGGAGAGUGGGGAGUGCUGCGGUAUUCUAUUUCUGGGGACGGUACCGCAGCUUCUGAUAACCUCCCAAGCUCCGAUCGUUUCUCCGGCAUGAAGAUCUCAGCCGCAUCCUCCUCGAUCGAAUAUGGCCACAAGCGACGAGGAAAAAUGCACCGUGACGGAGCCGGACAGCAUAAACCGAAUACCGAGCGCAGAGUUGCAACUUUGUUUAUGGAGAACGAAGAUGGACAUUACCGGUCGCCACCUCUCCUGGAUCCAGGAGGUGUAGCAGUGAAUGGCGCUAAUGCAUCCAUAGCUAGUCAUCAGACAGAUAAAAAUAGCCAUAAACUGACUGUAAAUAGCGACUCAAGUGCAAUAAACAGAACGAAUAUAGCUGGAAAAGUCCGGUUUUCUACUGAUAACAUCCCAGAAUCAGCCGUGCACAAUUCUUAUAGAGUUGUAGAUGGCCUUUCUAAGACAUUGCAUAACACAGUCCCCAGUGAAGGCAAUCAUAACUUCUCUUCUUUAGAUCCAGAUUUACUUUCGGAAAGUGAACAUUUUCAGGACACUCAUUCGUGGGAGAAGAGAAAAGAAGCUGCCUUCACAAUUGAUCCGGUCACAGGCACAAUAAAAGUCAUGCAGCCCCUAGAUCGCGACCCGCCUCACGGGCGUGCAACGUGGCGCUUGGUGGUGACCGCGUCAGACGGGGAGCUGCAAGCCGACACCGAAGUUGUGGUCAACCUCAAAGACAUUAACGACAACGCACCGGUGUUCCUUACUGCACGUGUUGAGGCUACGGUUAUUGAGAACUCUCCUAGCGGCACGCCUGUAGUCACGAUAACAGCCGAAGACUUCGACGACAAGAACGAAGGGUCCAAUUCUAAGCUGAUUUACUCGUUGCAAAAGAAUGCUGUGGACGAAGAAACUGGCCUGGCAAUUUUCACCGUCAAUGCUUCAACAGGCAGUAUCAGCACAGCCAUGUGUUGUCUGGACAGAGAACGUGCGAGUCAUUACAGCCUAACUGUUGCUGCUACAGAUGGAGGUGGAUUGCAAGGUUCCUGUGAAGUUUUGGUAUUAGUGGCGGAUGAGAACGACGUUCCUCCGCGGUGGGGGCGAGCGGAGUGGACAGUCGAGGUUACCGAGGGCGCGCCCCUCGACCAGGUUCUCGCUACCCUCACUGUUAAGGACCCCGACACCCGCAACAGUUUGGCCUACAGGAUAGCUCCUGAUAGUGGGAGGGGCUGGCAGAUGGUGAAAAUAGAAGGGCGAACAGCUGGUGAUGGCGCUGAGCUCAGGAGUCUGGUCCCUCUUGAUUAUGAAAACCCUGACCUAAAGGACGGCUUGAAAUUCCAAAUUCAAGUCACCGAUCAGGGAACGGAUGCAUGGGAGAACAAGUACAGGGUGGGCGAAGCGACCGUCAUAGUGCGCAUAUUAGACGUUAACGACAACGCUCCAUCAUUCGAAAAAGUUCAGCAAAGCGUGCGGAUCAGCGGAGACGCGCCACUUGGAACGGUGGUGGCAAAAGUGCCUGCCUUCGAUCUGGACGAGAACAGGAAUGGCUUGGUUCGCUACAGCCUCGCUGGUAGGAGAGGAUCGAGUCCUCACUUCGGCAUCGACCACACAGGGACCAUCAGGACCAUCGGCCUAGUGGACAGAGAGGCCAUCAGCAAGCACAGCCUAGUGGUUCAUGCCACUGACCACGGAAUGCCGCCACGCCAGUCGUCCGCUACUGUAACUGUUGAAAUCGAUGACGUGAACGACAACGCCCCCAUCUUCACGGGUCCCACGUACGUGAACGUGCACAGAAAAAACAUCGAAGGCUUCACGAGUUUUUUUAACCUGACCGACCUCGAUGAUUGGAGUGUUGGCCAUGGACCUCCUUUUUCCGCCCAGCUUGAUCCAAGGGCUCCCAGCAGCAUAAGAAAGGCCGUCAGUGUCGCAUAUAAGCGAGUUGACGGGGGGCGGCCCGCCAUGACAGGCACCGUGUCCCUCACCAUCGCCGUCGUCAGCGAGGACAGCCCCAUAGCUGUCAGGGACGUCACUCUUGUUGCUCUCAGCUCUGAGAUGGAAAUCGGACAAGCCAUUCCUCUAGGCUCAGUUUCCUCAGAAGAGUCUGGCAAAGCAGAAUAUUCUUGGUCGAGAUCCCACAAGUAUUUUGUGCUGGACAAAAGAUCAGGAUACUUGUUUGCUGAAGCUGCUACUCCUUCUGGCAGCUACGGUCUGAGCAUCGCUAUUUAUGAGCCGCCUGCGCCUGACGUGCAGGCGAGCCUCAACGUGGCCGUGAGGCGGCAGGCGAGGCACCAGGCGCUCCACAGCACGCCUGUCGUUGUCGCGGCUAAACCCGCGGCGUUGAUCGACACCACGCAGACUGGCACUUCACUUCUCCAUGCACUCGAGGUGACUCUCACUCGACUAAGAUGGCGCGCAAGUCACGGAUUCUCUUUGAAUUUGACAGCCGCCGAAUUUUUGACGCAUGAACCCAGGACUCCCUCGGUUAAAGUUGUAUCGCUAGAAGGAAUCCGACAAAACUCUGACGAACAUGUCUCCAGAGUCUGGCUCGCAGACUCUACCAAAACGUCUUUAGAAUUGUUCAUUGCUUUGAAUAAAGCACAGAUAGAAGAGCACCUCGGGGUGAGCAUUCUGGGGUCUGGGAUGAGCGGAGCAGGCACUCUAGACUGCGGCAGGUCUUGCGAAUGUUGCUGCAGUCCCCGCACGGUCUUGUCUGAAGGCUACUCAAUAACUCAGACUCCGACGGCCACCUUUGUCGGUCCGAUCCUGAGCCUAGACUCCAAUUGCAAAUGCAUAAGUAAUUCGACGGUCAGUGAAGUGAACCCAACAUUGGACGAUCAGCUUGGCGGAACAUCAGGUUUAUCUCCCAGGCUUGCAGGCGAGCAAUCCUUGAACGAUCAAAGGCAAGGAGGGACGGCGACCCGAGCGCCUUAUGCUCACGCUAUGAGGAACAAGCGCGUCAACGGAAAACUUGUUGAUUGCAAUGAAAAUACCUGCCUUAAUGGAGGCAAGUGCCUGCCUUCUGCUCCUGGAUACAAGUGCGUCUGCCCAAGCCACACGAUUGGGCCUCGUUGCAAAAUCCUGACUCGGCACUUUGCCGGGAGCGAUGCGAGAGGCUCUGGGUCAUGGCUUUGGCUUCAACCUUUAAACCCUUGCUCAAAACUUCAGCUACGCUUAUUUUUACUCACCCGCUCCAAGAAUGGAACCGUACUCUCCAGCGUUGAGAAGCACGGAAAUAGGAGAGUGGGUCUGGUACUUCAACUAAAAGAAGGAAAGCCGCUUUUUCGUUUGUCCCUCAACUCGGCCGCUGUUGACGUGAGCGUCAAUACUUCUCUAGCAGACCUACGGUGGCAUCGUGUGGACAUUUUCUGGCGAAAUAAAACAGUCGAGAUGAUCAUCGACAACUGCGUAGGACAAUCCACAGAAAAUACAUUAGAAGAAGACCGUGGUCCCGGCCUAGAAGAAGACCGCGGUCCCGGCCUAGAAGAAGACCGCGGUCCCGGCCUAGAAGAAGACCGCGGUCCCAGCCUAGAAGACCGCGGUUCCGGCCUGUCCAAACAAUUCUACUGCAGAAAUGCUGUGCACGCGCAAGAUUUGACUGGCCAACUCAACACAAGAGGCGCGCCUUUGCAACUCGGAUACAUGUACGCAAGUUCCAGUGAUGCAUUGCACGAGAAUAAUGGCGAUAAACAAUCCUACUUCAAAGGAUGUCUCAGGAAUAUACGACUCAAUGGAGAGCUCUUGGAUUUGGGAGAAAAUGUGCCCAGUCAUCGAUCAGAACCUGGCUGUGUCUAUCAGAACUGCGCAGCUCUGCGCUGCCCAGCGAACUCCAA